This is a messenger RNA of Fusarium subglutinans, 1239 nucleotides long. RefSeq lists its product as uncharacterized. Lineage: Eukaryota; Fungi; Ascomycota; Sordariomycetes; Hypocreales; Nectriaceae. The record is from RefSeq and is a predicted model, not a curated record. The coding region runs from base 1 to 1239 and encodes 412 amino acids. The transcript is spliced from 2 exons.
AUGGGAUCCUCGAUGAAGUCUCAAAGACAAGACCGAGAAGCCGUCCACUAUAACGAAGAUCCUCUACCUCCAAGUCCUACAAAUGCCACCCAGGUCAGAGCGAAUGAAGAGCCCCAGUCCGACCUAUCUCCAACAGAGAUGACAGAAACCUUCUCCGAAGACAGAGAGGAGAGCCAUGAGUCAUCUGAAGACAUGGAAGGAGUUGUCCUAUCCGAAGAGUCUACCCAAAGCAUGGCGAGAGAAUCAACUACUGCCCAAAUUUCCGAAAGAGAUCCCGAAAAGGAAUUGAAAAGUCUUUUUUCUAACAUGGAAAGCAUUCAGGACCAGCUUGAGGAAACAAGACUAGAGCUAGCCAACUCGUGUGCGGAACGUAAGGAGUUAGUUGAAGUGCUUAACGAUCUUCGGACCAGAGUCCAGCCAGCUGGCCGCUUCACGGACCGUGAAAUCAUGGGGUUUGUAAAGCAAUUAAAAUACAGCAUUUCCAAUCUCGCCGAGCAGUGGCCUGAGACUGUGCCUCCAAAGAGCACGUCGAUGCAUCACAAGUAUCUGCGCCACCUCCAGUCAAUCACCCCAGAGAGCUCAGACUACCGCCGACUACUGCAGAAUGAAGAUAGGCGACCGCAACUAGUGGAAAGUUUCAUCUGGAAGGUGUUGACCACUGAAGUCUUUGGGCUAUUCCACUGGGCUGGUGAGUCCGUGGCUCCUCAUAUUAGAGGCCUCCAGUUGUUCUUGACGACCGAUCUAGGCUCGCCUAGACCCAGUGACGUCCAGAUGUGGACUUCGAAGACAACUCAGUUAUUCUCUGAAGCCCUCAAUUCCCGAGGAGGUGAUGAGAAGGAACAGAACAAGCUCUAUCUCGAGCGCAUCAGGAACCAAAUUACUUCACUUAUCAUUGAGACUCUGGGGUUAUCAGUGAACUCUAGUGACAGUGUCGCUGAGCAGCUCGAUGAUAUCCUGCAGGGCGCCAUUGACUUGGACAAAAGGUUCUGUCAACAGGCUGCUGGAUGGGAAUGGAAGUAUUUAUAUAAGAGUCAUCAUGAGGAAGGGUUGGUUUUCGACGGCGACUGCAUGGUCUUGGAUCAAGCCGAGCGCUUUUGUUCUGAUAAAAAGACUGAGACUCAGGCGGUGGUGAAGUUCGUCAUUUCGCCGGCCCUAGUAAAGCGAGGUGAUGGCGAUGGCGUUAAUGAGGGGCUGGAAACUACUGUGAUAAAGAUGGGAGUUUCAUGUCAGGACAUUUAG